This is a messenger RNA of Taeniopygia guttata (zebra finch), 931 nucleotides long. Lineage: Eukaryota; Metazoa; Chordata; Aves; Passeriformes; Estrildidae. The record is from RefSeq and is a predicted model, not a curated record.
UUAGUGUGUUCUUGGAGUUACUCUUAGAUGCCUUGAGCAGUAGCUUAUGGACUAGGAGGGCUUUUUGUCUUGCUUUGUAGCAGAGGAGAGCUUUGCAGGCUUUUUUUGGCCUGAGCUGUAGGGAAGAUCUGGUUCCCUGCACUCUGUGAGUUCACAAACCAGCCCAGGGUGGCUGCUAUUGUGAUGUCAGGGGCCGCAUCCCAGCGUUGCCAAGGCAAAGUUGCUGUGCCCAGGCCCGGCAGGGCUCAGUGAGCAGAGCAGCUCUGUGGCACGCUGACUGCAGGUGGAACCUGCUGAUCGCCGAGGUCUCUGCCAGCAGGACUCGCAGGAUUUUUGGUUUUUCCUCAAGGCGUUGUCUGGUGCAGACUUGGGCAGCGCUGCUCAGGCCAUGGAGAGAGUGUGUGCUGCAGUUUUCACGGCUUUCUCCGUGGCCUAUUCUGGGUACUUUUUCACCCAGCUGGCACGUCACAUCACCCGUGCCUGGAGAGAAUCUGCUCCUUGGAGCCCAAAACAGACCUCUGAGCCUCCUCUGGAUGCAUGUCUUCCUGAAGAAGAGGCCAAAUGGGAGGAAGAUUCCCACCAAUGUGCACCUGCUGCCACUGCAGGGCCUGAGCAUCCAGCAUCAAGCAAAAGGGCAGCGCCAGCACCUGCUCCGGCUGCCUCUGCACCCGAGGAAGAGGCUGAAGAGGAGGAAGGUGCCAAUGAACCUGCCCCUGCUGUCAGCCCACAGCCUGAGCAGCCAGCAUCAAGCUCCAGCUCCUCUGUCGUGGCACCUGCACAAGCUGCAGCUGAAGAAGCCUCCAGUUACUGGAGCCAGGAACAGAGGAUUGGUGUUGUUGUCCACUUUCUGUUUUCCAGGCCCAGCACUCCCACCCCCCACGUCACCGUGGGAACCGGAAGAUUCUGCCUGGAGAUCCUUGGCAAGUCGUGA